AUGGGGGAAUACAACGGAUAUACUACCAAUGCAAGCGAAGGCAAUGACAACACAAACACCAAUAACUACGGUAACAACAGCAACAACAACAACUACCCUUACGCUACUGAUGCCAAUGCUUUGAAAAGUCAUUAUAGGACAACUUCUGAUAUUGCUGCCAAUAUAAAAUUAGGAACACCCAGUAGUGGGAAUUUCCAUCAGGGUUUAUAUCAAUCACCCCCAUCUGCAUUACAUGCUACACCUAUUCCACAACCACCGCAACAUCCGCUCAUGUCUUUACCACCGCCAAUUACUUCUGCUAUGAAUAGUUGUCAAUCUAAACCUCCACAUUCAUCUGUGAAUAACAUCUAUCAUCAUAAUCAAAGCCCUAAUAACCAUUAUAGUGACCAUAUUGAACACAAUAGCUUCACUCUGAGAGCUAGUCCUCAUUUCCAAAUGUUGAGUCACAAUAGAAGCCAGAGUCUGGGAAAUAAUAUACAUCAUGACACAUUACAUCAAUACGGGGGUGGAGCUGACGCUGCAUUUAACCAUGUACCACAUUCUCACAUCAAUGGUUAUCCCUUGAGCCAACCAAAACCAACGUUACCCUUACCUGCAAAUCACCAACAACAACAACUAAAAGAGCAGCAACAGCAGCAACAGCAACAGCAACAGCAACAGCAACAGCAACAACAAUAUGAUGCUCGGGAUACAGAGAAAAACAGCUUACCUUCACAAUAUACCUCCAAUAACAGAUUUGAUUCACUGCUGUACCAUAUGGGACAACAAUCACAAUCAAAUUCACAAUUUGUUCGUCAGUUUCUGCAUCAUUUGAAUCCAAACCAUUCUGUCAAUCUCAAAUUCAUCAAGAACUUGAAUACAAUGAUGGAGAACUGGACAGAGGAUGAAAUGAAGGCAGGUCGAAGAUUAGUUAAAUUUGAUGUUCUGCAUGGGGAGAAUAGCAACAAUACUAUGCAAAUGAUAAACUUCGAAGCUAUCAAAGCUGUUGAUUAUGGUGUUACACAGGCUGUUAUUUCUUGCAUUUAUUGGAAAGAAAAAAAGAAAUUUAUUUGUACCUCAGUUGAUAUCAUUUUGUUACUUGAAUAUUUGGUUCAUCAAAGCUUCGGUAUUGAGGAAAAGAAUCGUAUUAGGAGAAACUUGCAGAGUUUGAAACCAACCACUGUAUCAAGGUCAAACAAGAAUGAUCGGGAAUUUUUCAGUUUAAUCAUGAGUAUGGAGAACCCUCGUCCAAGAAAUAUUGAAAAAGAUUUAAAAGUGUUCAAUUGGAAUGAUUUAGGUAAAGCUAUUGCCAAAGUGAUGUCAAAGUAUUAUGUUGUAUCUUCACCAUCACCAGGGUCUUCAAAUUUAUGGUAUAAUGGUGGUCAUCAGCUGCAUAACGUGCCAUUAUCAGGAACACCAGGACCAGAAGAAGGCGGUGAUCCACCGCCAACACAAGCGAGGCAUACACGAGUAACACUUAACAACAAUGCUCCAUAUCACGGCAGCCCGCCAGUAUCAUACAAACCAAACUUGCCUCCCUUAGCACUGGUUGCUCCAAUCUCAGAAUCAUCAACUCCAAUUCAGUCUCAGUUUCCCCAAAAUCAGUCACCUUCGUACCCUGAAAAUAGAGACGUGACUCGCCAUUCAAGCUCUACUCCCAAUUUGCAAAAUUUUAACUAUCAAGGAGAUCCAAAUCGGCGCACUGACCUCAUUUCACCAUUGAGCGCUCAACAUAGUGGUACACCUUUGGAAAACUCUAGUGUGUGUAGACAAGUAACACCUACAUAUCAUACUAAAGAGUCAAAACAACAGUAUCAUCAUCGUUAUUAUUCGCCACCGGCUGGCCUUCCCGUAACAUUACCACCGCCUAGACUAUAUCCUUCAAGUAAAUUUUCCUACUCCCGGGGUGCAAUUGGAGGAACGUCCACGCUGCCACCACCACCGCCACCGCCACCGCCACCACCACGUGUAUCAAACGGAUCCGCUAUUGAAUCAAAUUACAACCGUAACUCAAUUACUGCUUUUGGAGGGUUGAACUCUUCGCCAAAUGACUCAUCAGCUUUUGCAAGUAAGGAAGAGCUGCUGCUGGAUAGUGACAAGUUCACAAGCAGGUUCAAUCCAUCAAGAGGCGCGGUAUCCUCAUCAGGUGAGUACCCACCAACAACCAAUUAUUCACAAAGUCCAUCACCAGGGAAGGGAAUUGAAGGUGACACCAGUUCUGGCUCGGAAAGAUGCUCCUCCAGCAAUGAUGGUGAUGAUGUGGGCAGUGCGUUAUCGGGAAAUUCGAAGGCAAGCGGUGAAAAUUCUGAUGAUAGUGGACAAACAAGCAACAACAGUGGUACUUCAAACAGUGCCAGCUCACUCAGCAGUGACUCCAAGGAUUCAUCAAGUUUGAUAUCUUUACAUCGUGAUUCUGGUAAUUCAAGUGAAGAAUCAACAAGAUCGAAUUCUGUUCCUGGAAGUGGUAAAUUUGCUCCAUUGAGUUUUAAUAAUAAUAAUAAUAAUAGUAAUGUCAGUUUACUUGGAUCUAAUGGAGGAACCAGUACUUCAACUAGUUCAACAAAUUUGCCAAAGAGUAAUUUACGCAGUUUAAUUGAUCCACAACAAUCACCGAUCAUGGAACAUAAAGUGGAAGAAGGAGGAGAACCCGAAGAGGACGAUGGUAUCAAAGAUGAAGAUGAAUCAAUGGAAGAUGAACUAGAUGAUACUGACGAGGGAAAUAACAAACUCACAAGAAAUAAAAGUUCACAACCAGCCGCCAAAAAGAGAAAGCGGAGAUCACAACGGAAAAUGAGUAGUGUAUGUUUACAACAUCAAGUGCAAAAUAAUGCAACUUCACAAUAUUUUGACAAUAAUCGGGAUAAAAAGUACAUGUCAACUCCUGGCUCGAAUGGGGGUAAUGGAGUUAUGAAUAAGCCACAAUUACCACCAAUUUCCCAAAUACUUAAAUCAGAGUUGUACUCCAGUGAUAAUGGCCCAAUAUCGUCGCCAGCACCUCAACAUCAUCAAUCUCCUGCUAUGCCACCUUCUGAUGAUCCUUUAAUCAGAAAAGUUCAAAACUGGAAAGAUUAUUGA
Lodderomyces orthopsilosis Co 90-125 is the source of this 3054-nucleotide messenger RNA. RefSeq lists its product as uncharacterized. Lineage: Eukaryota; Fungi; Ascomycota; Pichiomycetes; Serinales; Debaryomycetaceae. Bases 1 to 3054 code for a protein of 1017 amino acids. The transcript has a single exon. The record is from RefSeq and is a predicted model, not a curated record. Gene Ontology annotation, cellular component: nucleus.